AAAGCAUUUGUUUUGAUUUUAACGCGCGCGCUCUUUCCGCAGUCUCUCGCUAGCUUCAUCGACACCGAUAUGAAUCCGGGCGAAAAGUACGAACAGGACAUUCCGAAACGGUUGCAAAAUGAUGCCAUAUUUGCAGAGAAAGUGUCGCUUACCCGUCGCUGUGCGGUUGUGUACGUGGUAACGUCGGAUCAGCGCUUGUUCGAGGUGCGGCAGAGAGCGAUUCUGUGUCAGGUUCCGCUGACCGUCAGCCGGAUCGAGCAGGGACGACAGCAUCAGCAUCCGAUCGUAAACAACUCCCGGCUUUUCAACGACACCCCGUACGAGAUGGAAACAUCUCCGGUGUUUGACUGCCACGAAUCACCUCCCAGCACCGUCAACGUUACCCUCUUCCGGGCAAACGAUGGAACGCAGCGGAAGCUGUUUAUUCUCGUCCAGCUCGAUCGUACGCUGGUUGUGGUCGAACGACGCACCACCACCGACGGUUGCGAUGGCAACGGGCAGCUGGUGGUACACUCGCGGUAUGAAGACUUUCGGCAACUUUGCUUCGUCGAAAACGUUCACCGUCCCGGGAGCGGCGCGGUUCGGAUCGAGCUGGAAGACCGGGAUGGUCCGAUUGUGACGGAUUUCCAAGACACACCGAGCCGUUUUGUUGGUCGUGUUGGUGCUCGGGGCCCGUCGCUGGAGGAUAAUUUCACCUGCUUCGAUGAGGUGCUGAAAAUGUUGCGCGACCAAACGACGGAACGGAAGGCACAGCUUGCCACGGCCCAGCUCACCGUCUGCGAAGUGUUCCACGGGAUGAACGAGCGGAUGAAGACGGUACCGCCCCUGCUGCGAUCGUCCAUUGCUGAGGAAAAGGUCCCGCUCGUGCGGUACGGUGAGGUGUGGCAGAAGAUCCACAACGAUCGGUUGCUGAUCGGUGUGCCGGUGUACAACUGUACGUACAGAAGACGGUUAACAUUAAUUAACCUUCGCUUGCUGCUGGUCAACUCAGCCACGAAGCCAGCCUGCUACACGACCCGCUUCUAUCGUCUCCGGGACGAUGAUUACAACUUUAAAUCUUACCACGAAAUCAUGGAUAUGGAAGAUUCGCUAGAAGCUGGCCUAACAUUUCACCAUGAGUGGGUAGCAGAAAAGGAAAACGUUCUAUACUCGGAAGAAUGCGCUGUGUUUGUAGCAACCUGCGACCUAUCCUCGCUAAUGUCGGCUGGCCGUGGCGCACAGUUUAGCUGCUUCGUGACGUAUCGCGUGGAAACGUUCGAAACGGACUGCGACGAACUGCAGCUGCACGUGGGUUCGGUCGAGCUACCCCAGCAGCAACUGUGCAGCACCGACCACUGGGUACAGUUCCGCAGUGCGUCCGACAUUAGCCGCGAUCUGCUGGCCGUAACGUGCACCUCCGAGUGUGUGUCGCUCGCAGUGUGCUACGCCCGCGAGCCCGCCGUUGCAAUGAAGGAGUUCUGUGUCGGCAGAUUAGGUUUUGUUGAGGUGUUAUCUACCGUGCUGCAGCAAAGCGUACUGUACUGUGGUGAUAACACGUACUGGCAGGGUACUCUGAUAAGAUUGGACCGGAUGGAGGAGAAACGAUUGCGCAUGAAACUAUACAGCAGAUAUGCACACCAAAUACUGACGCUGCUGCAAUCGAUAUACGCCGAUUAUGAGGAGACCUGCGCGCUGGAGCUGUGUGCCACCGCACAGAGCGCAACGGAGCAGGAACUGAAGCAGCGCCUGUUGGAUGAACUGCAGUGCAAAAUUGAACAACCGAUUGAGAAAAACGCUUGCAUGCGAAAGGAAUUCUGUACCGAUAUGAUUUAUUGCUCGCUAGACACUAGCCACAGGCCGGAACGGUCGGAGGAAACCGAUGCUCCCGUUUAGUUGAUGUUCACCAGAUCCUUUCCAUCGCCAUUGCCACGAUUGUCGAUGGCGACGUGUACGUUCACCAUCGCCGGAUGACGAUCGAUGAGAACCGGUUCGUCGUCGCUAGCCUCGGGGACGUCGUCCUGUUGGCCCGCCGUAUGGUACGGUUCUGGAUCUUGCACGUGCUCUGCAUCCUUCAGUAUGUCGACGUAGAUGGAAACGGCCGGAUGUUCGUUAUCCGGCACGUAAUGUGCGUUGCUCGAAAUGACACUAUUUUCAUCCGGCACUAGCAGUGUUUUGUUGGGCUCGUCCUCUGGGAUUGGGUUAGCAAGGGAAACCGUAACCAGCAAGGCCAGCAGCACAAAGAGUGUUUUCAUUUUGAGGCUUUGUUAAAUCAGCGGUUCGACACGACACUUCACAAAAAGUCAAUAUUUUUUCUAUUUCAAGACACACAAUCGAUAAAACUGGACAGUCCGUUCGGGAACGCUUUUAUAUGAGCGCUACGAGGCUAUAAAAGGAAGAUGGUUCGCGUUAUCAUUUUAUGGAUGUGGAUGGUCGAUGCUAUUUUUGCGACCGAAAUCAUGUCUACGCGUGAGAUAGGAAGAAUGCAAUUUGUUACGUAUAACGAAAUUGAAAGUUUCCAACCAUCUUAACAUGCCAUUUUAUGUAAUUAAAGUAGAUUAGAUUGAGUUAUUUGAAAUUGUAAAAUAAUCCACGUGUUGCUUUUAACGUGAUUCCGCAUUCAAAUUUGAAUUGCGCAUGACUGUUAUACAGACUCAUGUGGUUAGAUCCAUGAAGCAUGUAGGGUAUGACAGUUGCAUUCGUCAAAUGACGCAUGCGGGGCGAGCGCAACCAGAGUGACCAGAAAUACCGAUUUAUCUGUAUUCCUACCGAUUUUUGAUAUACCUACCGAUUCACAGAUGA
Molecule: messenger RNA, 2778 nt
Organism: Anopheles arabiensis
Lineage: Eukaryota; Metazoa; Arthropoda; Insecta; Diptera; Culicidae
Exons: 4
Coding region: 70-1872 (600 amino acids)
Source: RefSeq, a predicted model, not a curated record